Molecule: messenger RNA, 7794 nt
Organism: Hippocampus zosterae (dwarf seahorse)
Lineage: Eukaryota; Metazoa; Chordata; Actinopteri; Syngnathiformes; Syngnathidae
Product: meiosis regulator and mRNA stability factor 1
Exons: 27
Coding region: 213-5570 (1785 amino acids)
Biological process (GO): post-transcriptional gene silencing
Cellular component (GO): cytoplasm; peroxisome
Molecular function (GO): CCR4-NOT complex binding; RNA nuclease activity; mRNA base-pairing post-transcriptional repressor activity
Source: RefSeq, a predicted model, not a curated record
UUAACGUUUGUAUCUAAAAGUGUUUGUGAAUGAAUUUGCGACGGUUGUGAGUGCUUUCUGGCAGUGGUCGGUUACAAAAAGGUGCGGGGUUUCGAUUUGGAAGCUGGCAGGAAUGGUGUAAUCCACCUGAGAAAGAUGUGACAAACGAAACCUUAUCAGCAUGAGAGAGGAGGGAGAUCUAGGUAUGGUGAGAGACCUCUCGAGGUUGGACGAUGGAAGGACUGGGAAAGGAGAGAUCCGUAUGCAGCCCAAAAACCUCCCCGUGGAUCGGACAUCCUAAAGACUGCUUUACGACCAAUGAUACACUUGUCCCUCCUGAAACGAAUAAAAAGUGCAAUGACAUGGACAGCAAGAAAACAGUGCUGGAAUUGAAGGAUGUUCCUCCUCCCCCUAUGCACUAUGCUUCAUCCUCCAAACCAUCCCCGCUCUUCCCUUUACCACCUCUCCCUUUGGCUCCUUCUCAUUUGCUUUCUCGCCAGCUUACACAAGACUGCCAUCAACAACAGCCUCCACUGCAGCAGCAGCAAGAGGGGCCUAGCCCCAAAGUAAGCGCAUGCGCCUACUGUGAUUACUGCAUCACAGAGGGCUAUGGAUUAUUAGAUGGUGGAGGUGUUGCUGGUUGUACCAUAGCUAGUGUUGUCCCACACUACGCAGCUUCUGACUCAUUGACAACACCCGUCUACAGCAGCAGUGACACUGGCAGAUCUGGGCCUUGCUCUGUAGCCUCACCUUUUAUUCAGUACAAACGCGGGAAGAGCUGUGGACCUAAAGAUGAUGCUUGUGGUCCGCUGCUCAGUUGUGGCUGCACACCUCAGAGGCUCUCUUCAGUCACCACCUCCCAGCCCAUCUCAGCACAGCCCCACAUUCAUUGUUGCACAGGGCUUCUUAACACCCACCCAGCUGAAGCUCUUCCAAUCAACCCAGUCUCCUUCCCACCUCACCCCCUUUUGGCUUCUUCAUCACUCCCACCCAUUUCUGCUAGUCACACGUCUUUGCAUGACUCUUGCCUAGCCUCUUCUGACCAUUAUAUCUGUGGUAUGGACUGCAGUCCCAUGGUCAGAAGAACCCAGACAAGUGCAGCACUCCGUGAUCACCCUGCUAGUACCCCUAUCAACACCACAUCCAUGUCAGCACUUCUCUACUCUAAUCCUAUGCACCUAAAUGUUGAGCAAACGGUUUCUAUGAAGGGGGUGCACUACUGCCAGGAUUGCUUGUUUAAGCCCAUGAAUGGUUUUGUGUCCAAGUCAGAAAAGGUGUGGCCCAGUAUUCCAGUUUCCCAAACAGCUCCAGUCUCUAUUCCCGUUUGUAACGGCUGUGGCACCUCAUCUGAUAAUGCGGCGCUCAGUCAGGGAAAAACUGGCCAGAAGUAUGGUUCACCAGAAAAUGGUGGUACAGAGAACAAUCCCCCAGUUGGAGUGUUUUGGGACAUAGAGAACUGCAGCGUGCCUAGUGGAAAAUCUGCUGGAGAGGUGGUGCAGCGUAUACGCAGCCGUUUUUUCCAGGGCCACCGUGAGGCAGAGUUCAUGUGUGUGUGUGAUAUCAGUAAGGAGAAUAAAGCAGUUAUCCAAGAGCUCAACAACUGCCAGGUUACUGUGGCACACAUCAAUGCCACAGCUAAGAAUGCUGCUGAUGACAAGCUCCGCCAGAGCUUACGGCGCUUUGCUGAGACUCACACUGCACCGGCAACUGUUGUCCUUGUAUCAUCUGAUGUCAACUUUGCAAGUGAGUUGAGCGACCUGCGCCAUCGCCAUGGUUUCCAGGUAAUCCUGGUCCAUGGAAACCAUACCUCCCAGGCGCUGCUGCAGCACGCCCACGUUCAUGUGUCUUUUCAAGAGAUCACAGCUGACCUGCCUCCGCGCAUGCCUCUCGAAACGCAGCCCAGUUACAACCUGCUCUAUGUGCACAACCUUCCUGUCAACUGUGACAAGAGCCUGUGGAACGCUGUGAAGCUCAGGCUCCGCCGCCUCUCAGACAACUGUGGUGGCAAGGUGCUGGGAUUGUCCCAUGGCACAGCCGUCCUCCGUUUUGGCAGCCCCGAGGCAGCAUCACGUGCCCGCAAGCGAAUGGAAAAUGAGGACGUGUUUGGCCAUCGAAUCAGCCUCUCCGUCUCCCCGUGGCCCAAAGACGAUGCAUGUUUUGAGCGUGACCCUCAGUCUCAGUCCCGUCAUUUUCCCUUGCCUGAGACACUGCCCCUCUCGAAUCAAAGCCAGGACACAAUGUCCAUCACUCCUGUAGCCACAUCCUCCUCCUUUUUGCCACUGGAGAAGCCCAGGUCGCCUAGGAGAUCACGGCGAGCUACUCGCCCAUGCUACACCCCCAGGCCUCUGCCUGAAAGGCCCUACAGCCCCAAGAGGGGAUGUUCGGGGCCGCCGGGUGGUGCUCCUGCAAAGCCCCAUCAGGAUUUGAGUAGUGCAGACAGCAAACCUAAACCGGGGUUCCUCCACCUAGAUAAGGGACGGCCAGCCUCCUCCACCCCUCAUAGUAAUGGUAACAUGGAAUCGCUGGAACAGCUUUCCAAACCUGGCUUCCCUGACGAGACCUUACACAAGAAAAGAAGGGAUGGUUCCAAUCCUCGCAGUGACUCCGAGUCUCCUGUUGGAAGGGAGAGACGAUCAGUGGAGUUUCAGAUCAGCACUCCUUCUGCUUUCAGCAAGCUGAACCUGCACAGAAGCUUCAGCCCUCUUGUCUUGUCCCAGGGUUCUUGGUCUUCCAGGGCUGCAUCACCCUGCCUUUCUAGCCGCUCUUCUCCCGUGCUUGCUGCUCCUCGAAGCCCUUGUCCAGAGUACCCAACAGAGCCAUUUUCAGAUGGAGCUGAAAUCCAGGUGGCUAACCUUGACUACAGAAUGUCCCGCAAGGAGCUACAACAGACUCUACGUGACACCUUCUUCCGAUAUGGGCGGGUGAAAGGGGUCGAGCUUAGUCCCCACACAGACUAUCAGCUUAAGGCUACAAUCCAGAUGCUGUCCUUACAGCAGGCUAUCAGUGCUGUCAGUGGACUUCACCGUUACAAAAUUGGAGGCAAGCGCAUCCAAGUGUCUUUGAUCACAGGUGGCCAUAACAAGUCCUUUGUCAUGCUCAGCUCCGAGAUCAGCAGCAUUCUUCAGGAAGCACCUGCAAAUUGCCUUCCUCUCUUCAAGUUCACUGAGAUCUAUGAGAAGAAGUACCACCGUAAGAUUUUGAUGAGCGAUCUGCAAAGGCUGCCGGAUGUAGUGGCUAUUCGGGAACAGGGCGGCACGAGGCUGGUGUGCCUUCUUCCGAGCAGCCAAAUCCGUCAGAGUCCACUUGGAUCUUCUCAGUCACAGGGGAGCUCCUCCACAGCAAGCGGCAGCCCUGUGGUGUUUGAGGAGCUGGAGUACCAUGAUCCAAUCUGCAGACAACACUACACCCAGCACAACUUCAGCGAGGCAGACUUUGACCCAGACUCGUACACAAUUCCCUUUGUGGUAAUGUCUCUCAGAACUUUGGCCUCUGAGGUUCAUGAACUGCUUCAAUCACACGAAGGAACUCUUCCCCUCCUCAGCUUUCCAGACUGCUAUGAAGCAAAGUUCAGUCGGCUGGAGCUGGGCAAUGAAACUCUGGAGUGUGGUGUUCCUUUGGAGCACCUAAUCGCAUGUGUUCCCAGUAUAACCAUAGUCACAGCUCAGAACGGUUACAAAGUCAUCAAGUGGAUUCACAACAAACCACCAGCACCAAACUCCGAGCCCUGGCUCCACCGAAGCAAGAGUCCCGUUGGCAACCCUCAACUCAUUCAGUUCAGCAGAGAGAUUAUUGACCUCUUAAAGAGUCAACCAUCUUGCAUCAUGCCUAUCAGCAAAUUUAUACCUUCUUACCAUCAUCAUUUUGCCAAGCAGUGCCGCGUCUCUGACUAUGGCUACUCAAAGCUGUUUGAGCUGCUGGAAGCAGUGCCGCAUGUCCUGCAGAUCUUGGGCAUGGGUACCAAACGUCUGCUGACCCUUACUCAUCGAGCCCAAGUGAAACGUUUCACUCAAGACUUAUUAAAACUUCUCAAAUUUCAAGCCAGCAAGCAAGUGGCUGUCAAGGACUUCAUGCAAGCAUACCACUGGUGCUUUUCCAGAGACUGGAAUAUAGCAGACUAUGGCGCGUGUGACCUCAUUGACCUGCUCUCCGAGAUUCCCGAUACCACCAUUACCACCACGCAUCAUGACAAUGACACAGUCAUCUCUGUUCCCAAGAGAGAGCGUACUGGGGAUGAAAUGGAGCGCACUAAGCAGUUUGGAAAGGAAGUCGUCGACCUCCUCCGUCACCAACCUCACUGCAGAAUGCCCUUCAGCAAGUUCAUCCCCACCUACCACCACCACUUUGGACGUCAGUGUAAGCUGAGCUACUACGGCUUCAACAAGCUCAUGGAGCUCUUUGAGGCCAUCCCUGAGGUGCUAAUGGUGUUGGAGUGUGGCGAGGAGAAGGUGCUUUCUCUCACAGAGGUGGAGCGCAUUAAAGCUCUGGCAGCUCAACUGGUCAAGCUGCUUCGAGCUCAGAAGAACUGCAGCCUUCCCAUGAGCCAGUUGCUCACAGAGUACAGCAAGACCUUUGGUUACGGUGUACGCCUGCAGAACUACGACACCAGCUCCCUACCGGCGUUACUCAGCAAACUCUGCCAUGUUGUGAAGGUGGUGGAUGGCACAGACGGACGGGAAGUUCAGCUUAUCAACAGGAAAUCUCUGCGUUUACUGACAUCGCAACUUCUGGCACUGCUUAUGUCUCAAGAGAAACAUGUCGAGAAGGGUCUCAGGGUGGAUGAAUUGCGCCAGCAUUACCAGAUGGUCUACAAAGCCCCACUCAACCCUUGUGAAUAUGGCUUCCUCUCCCUCAGCGAGCUACUCAAGAGUCUGCCCUACCUUGUGGAACUUUACUGUGAAGGGCUUGACGGAGGCAUUCAAGCGGGCAGCACUACAAGCGGUCCCGGUGAGGAGUGGGUGAGGCUGACCAGGCUUUACCAGUUUGCCCGUAACGUACGUGCACUGCUCCACACCUACCAUUACAACCAGAUCUUCCUGUCCGAGUUCCAAGGAGCUUAUAGAAAGUUUACUGGCUGUGGCCUGGAGUCUCGCUCCUAUGGAUACAUCAGCACCGAUGAGCUGCUCAAUGCCAUUCCACAGGUGGUCUGGAUCAAAGGGCACGGUCACAAGAGGAUUAUCGUUUUGAAGAACGAUAUGAAAGAGAGGGUGAGCGCUUCAGUCACCAGCAGCCCUCAGUCCGGAGGUAACGUGGAGAGCCCCAGAGACAGCCCAACUAUCACCACCCGUUCUGAAGAAAACAGUCCAAUCGACCUUCUCUGCGGCCCGGUACCGUCUUGCCUGCCGUCACCUCAGCUCCACCCUGACCCUGUCCUAAUGCAGCAGACCAAUCUGAUUCAUUUUGAGGAGAAAGCUCCGCCAUUGUGCCACCCAUCAGAGAGCAAAGAGUUCCACAUGGGAUCUGCUGCCCAAGACGGCGAGCCUGCAGCACCCACGGAGACGGAGCCCCCUUUGUCCAUGGACAGUCCCGCCAGAAGAGGCCCCCGCAAUAGAAUCAAGCUAGCUGCCAACUUUUCAUUCAAUUCAGGUUGCUAAACCAAGAGCGCAACUCUGAGAAGGAGAGUUGAGUAAGUAGCGUUACUAAUCACGCUGCAGAAUGACCACUCUCGAAGGGCAUUUGGCGUUGCUGCUUUCUGCCGUUGCAUUAUAAUGUUCAGCUUUUCUCUGUUGCAACCCUUUGGACUUGUUCUUUCGCAAUCGUUUCAUUUCAUUCAGUAGUUCUCACAAAGCUUGGAUCUUUUUUACCUCUUGCAGAUUUUCUGCAAUUUACAAACGAAAACCCCACUUAUGGUUAUUAGAAAUUCAUUCUAUCCUGAAGGAAGUUAAAUUUUAUCCCCAAGAACGUGCACAUGGGAAAUCCAGACGAGUUAGAUGCCACUGCAUGCAGCGCACCGACCUUUUGGAGAGAUGCGCAAGAUGAAUAGCACACUCGUGUUUUAGGACGUUAAAACAAUUUUCUCAGGUCAUCAGCUUGACCAGAUGCCAUUUUUGAAGGUGUUGUUCAACGAUAUAAUAAUUCUAGUUCAAGUCUUAAAUAGCCGACGCCUUUGAAUUUCAGUCGACAUUCUUCUUAGAACUUUGUAGGUGGUUCCAGAGAUGUUGAUAUCCUCUUUGUUUGCUCUUUUUGCUUCAAAGACGUCCAUACCCCCAUUUGUGGGUGUCAUGACAGGUUGCCUCUUAGAGAUUAUCACCAAGUGAACGGUUGUUGCGUUUUGAUUAAGUCGGUGCUAGUUUGGUCAACGGUUAUGCACCCCCUCCCCUAAGGCAGGACGUGCGUAUUUGGACAAGCUUUUAAGCCAGCAGCCAGUGUCUGUGUUCUUUUAGCUGUUAGUGUGUGGUUCUCCACUGGAGGCAGUCUGACAUAUGCACGGUGUGCAUACAUGAGUUGACGCAUGAUGCAAUAAGCCCAGCAGCAGCGGACGGGAAACGUAUACAAGAAGAAAAACAAAGAUUCUUUGUGAUCAGUCUUUCGUUUUCCACCUCGUUUUUGACUUCUUGGAGGCGGGGCCACCUUUGUGGCCGCUACUGACGUACUCGAGGCUUUUAGUUUUUAUUUCCCUCUCAGCCUUGUUGCCAGUAGCAUCUGUCGUGGUCUCCUGUCUGAGCACUCUGGGAGUUUUUUUUGGUCUUUUUUUUUUUUUUUAAUGACAAAGGUGCACCGUGGGUGUUAGUUUUCGGGAUAUAGACAUAGGUGGGAGGAGGUGGUCUUGUUAGUGGAGUGGCACAGGGGCUGUGUGAAGCCUGUAUGUGUGUCUCACAUCCACGUAGAGAAUCCUCUGUGGCUCUCUGGAUUUUGCCUGGCUUUUACAAUGGCUUGUAUUUGCCACGUUGACAAAGGAAUGGCCAUAGUACCUCCCCAGCCAUUAUGUUUUGAUGUCCCCGUAUGUUGGUUUCCUCCCUUUUUGCCAUCACCUGUGUUCUGGUUCUGCUGGCUGCUUGGUUUGCUUCCAGUCUACUGUCAGUUUGUUAUGCGCCGUGGAUGUGACGAGUGACGGUUCAUGUUCAGAGAAAAACAUUCAGAGAAUGGGUAAGAGCCCAUUACUUCAGUGGGCAACCGUUACCUGUUGACUCGUUCGGCUGGCGUCGUGACAUGACUUUUUUUUUGGUCCCCCCCCCCCCCCCCCUCACCUGUUGACCACUCAUCCAAAUUAUUUUAACUCCAGUUGCUGCAGCGUCGGCUCCUCUGCCCUUUCCAGACCCAGUUGAACACUCUUUGAUUAAGGAAUGUGCAGCUCACCGAAUUACUGAUUUCGAUUUGACACCAAUAGCUUUAAUGCUUCCGAUAAACAUCUAUUUCAAACUUUUUAAUGUAAAUCUGAGCUUUUUCUGUGCAGUGGCAUCUAUCUUAUAAUGGACACAGUAGCACAUUUAGCGUUUCCUUUGUGCAGGUCUCCUCUGUAAAGUGCUCUUGAAAUAUGCUUAUCUGCAUAGUUUUGGUUUCUGAAAUGUGCAAUUAUUUGGAGUCCGAGAAUAUGUUUGAAGAAAGAAAUUAAUGAAUUCUUAGCCAGCUUGUACUAACACAAUUUGUAUUGCUUACGUUUUUCCAUUUGUAUUCAAGAACUGAAAAGAAAAAUGUAGUUUUAAUUCAAAGCCGACAUUUAAAACUGCUGCAUUGUAAUCUUUUUGUUUUUUUUUUUGUUUUUUACUAUCACACAAGCUCCCAAUCUAUUACAGUUCGAAAGCCUCACCACAACUUGUUGCUAUCAAACAUCGUUUAAGGGACCAAUCCAGUUCUGUUAAUAAACUUAACUAAGCAUUA